Necator americanus (New World hookworm) is the source of this 516-nucleotide messenger RNA. RefSeq lists its product as uncharacterized. NCBI's taxonomy places the organism in Eukaryota, Metazoa, Nematoda, Chromadorea, Rhabditida, Ancylostomatidae. The record is from RefSeq and is a predicted model, not a curated record. The transcript is spliced from 5 exons. Bases 1 to 516 code for a protein of 171 amino acids.
AUGUCCGCUCGAUACGGUCCUAGUCGAUUGAUUGUUGGUUAUUCAUGCGCGUGUACAGUGAAUAACAAUGAUUUAUGGGGAGACCACAACAGCGCAAUGAUUCAUGGGAAGACCACAACGGCUCAUCAUAAUAUUGUCAUGUGUUCCGAAGAAGAAGCGAAAUCCAUCAUAAAACCGAUUUUCGAGAAAUACUGCACAGCCGUUGAUAAUCAGCAAUGGGAUGAGAUAGCCCAAUUCUACGACUUGAACACCGUUGUCGUCCAGACAGGAAAGAAAUGCAUCUAUGGAAGAGAAGCAGUCAAAAAGGAGUUUCUGGAGUUCGAAAUGCUUAUGGGAAAAACAACGAUUGAGGUUUCCGGAGAAACAUACAAAAUGACACCUGGGUUCAUUUUCCUCAACGCCGACUAUGAGACCAACACAGAAAAGAUGGGGGUGGUACGAGGGAAUUUGCUGCAGAUAUGGAAAAAGUCGGACAACACCUACGUCAUUUAUCACGAGGAAUUCAGUGUGGAAUGA